Molecule: messenger RNA, 3982 nt
Organism: Sceloporus undulatus (fence lizard)
Lineage: Eukaryota; Metazoa; Chordata; Lepidosauria; Squamata; Phrynosomatidae
Product: zinc finger and SCAN domain-containing protein 31-like
Exons: 4
Coding region: 385-2181 (598 amino acids)
Biological process (GO): regulation of immune system process; regulation of cytokine production; negative regulation of transcription by RNA polymerase II
Source: RefSeq, a predicted model, not a curated record
CUGGGAUUAAAAGCCCGGGGCUCCGAAGACUCUGAGGCGGAGGGAAGGGGGCAAGCUGCCUGCAGAUGGAGGGGCCGGAGGCACCGGAACAAGCUCCAGGUAAAUGAAGAGGAACUCUAGCCCCGAUAGUGACUGUUCAGGUGUUGAAAUCCACGUGCCCUGUGAGCUGCCAGAAGGGUAUAUCAAGUGGUAAUAGAGAAAGAAGAGAAAAAAGAGAGGCUUCUGAGUGAGAAAACAGUAUAGUGGCAGAUAUCCCAAUGCAAGUAGGCAUAAACCUGUCUCCAGGGAGAUAAAAUGGCUUCAUAGUCAUAGCAGGAGGUGCUGGCAACCCUGGGUCUCCAAGUUCAGGGAAAGUUUGACAAGAGGGUGAGUCCCGUAGUGAAAAUGGAGAAGCAAGCCCUAGAAGGCCCAACUGAGGGUUUGGAGGGAACAGGAAGAGACAUUUUUUCCAUCCAGUCUGGGAUCAUCCGAGAACUACCUUGCUGGACAGUACCGAGACAGGAAGGCAUACCCCACCGCCUGGAAUCCCAGUGGCAGGAUUUCUUGAAGACCAUGCAGUCCUCUCCGGUGAGAUGGGGAAGCCCACAGUUGCCCGAACUGGCAUCUUGGGAUGACCUGGUCACUUUUGAGAGAGUGUUUGGGAUUUGCCAGUGGCCUAGGAGAGACGCAGUGACUCGACUGACGCCUGCCUUCAGUCCUGAAGCCAAGCAAGCCGCUAUCCGCCUGAACUCCAGAGACAAAAUUGAUUACGGGAAGGUGAAGGCUGCCUUCCUGCAAGGAAAUUCCAUUGGCACAGAGAUACAUCGCCAGCGCUUCAGGCAGUUUUGCUACCAGGAAGCUGAGGGCCCUCGUGAGGUCUGCAGCUGCCUGCGGGAACUCUGCCAUUGCUGGCUGGAGCCAGAGAGUCGUACGAAAGAGCAGAUCAUAGAGCUGCUGAUUCUAGAGCAAUUCCUGACCAUUCUGCCACAGGAAAUCCAAAGUCAGGUCAGGGAACGCAGCCCAGAGACCUGUGCCCAAGCUGUGGCCCUGGCUGAAGGCUUCCUCCUGAGACAGCAGGAAGGCGAGCAGCGGGAAGAAGAGGGGACUGAGCUGUUCCAAGAAGUGGCUGUGGAUUUUUCAGAAGCACAAAGAGUUCCAUUGGAUGCCAGGCCGAGGCAGCUUGGCAAUGAGCCGAGAAGGCAGGAUAAUUCAUUGGAUCCCAUUAUUGCAAGCAGGACUGAGGAACAGCAUGAAUCCAAGGAGUCCCAGGAGGAGGAGGAGGAGGUCCUUCCAUCAUCUGAGGGAUUCCAAAAGAAAGAAAAAUCCCAUCUCUGCAUUGAAUGUGGCAAAAGCUUCACACGUCCCUCAGACCUGGCUAAACAUCUGAAUGUUCACACGGGAGAAAAACCAUACCUAUGUGUUGAGUGUGGCAAAAGCUUUAGCCAACUGUCUCAUCUUACGAGACACCAGAAAAUCCACUCAGGGGAGAAACCCCACAUCUGCUCUGAGUGUGGAGACACGUUCAGCCAGCGGGCAUACCUGGUCAGUCAUCAAAGAAGCCAUUCAGGGGAACAGCCAUACCGCUGCUCAUACUGCCAGAAAUGCUUCAGCCAUCAGUCAGCCCUUAAGAUCCAUGAGCGUAAUCACAUGGGCCAGAAACCCUAUGCCUGUGCUGACUGUGGGAAACGCUUUGUUUCCUCUUCUUCUCUCACAACCCACCGGAGGAUCCACACAGGGGAAAAGCCUCAUGCAUGUGGGGUGUGUGGGAAAAGAUUCAUCCAGCAUUCAAACUUAGUCUCUCACCAGCGAACCCACUCAGGGGAGAAGCCAUUCUCCUGCAAAGUAUGUGGCAGGAGGUUCGCUUAUCCUUCUGAUCUUACUAGACACCAAAAAAUCCACACGGGAGAGAAGCCUUACCCCUGUGACGAAUGUGAGAGGAGAUUCACCAGGCUCUCUGAUCUUAUUACGCACCAGCGCAUUCACACGGGAGAAAAACCCUAUCGCUGCCUUGAGUGUGGGAGAAGGUUCAGGCAGAGAGGAGUGCUGGUGAAGCACCAGAAGUGCCACUUGAAAGAGACUCCAAAAGAGAGUGAGUCAGUGCAACCCACAGAGCUGCAAGCCAACCAGGAAUUCAGCAUUCGUGAGAAGAAGCAGGAAAAAGGGGAGCGGGAGAAUCUGGCAGAUUCUACAUCCAGUCCCUGAUUCCAAUCACCCCUAUGCAGCUGCACAGAGGGUGCAACAAUCUUGAGGGCAACACUGGAAUGUUUUCAUUGUGCUCCCUUCUUGCCUACGUCUGGUGCUGACUUGGACUAGUCAUGACAGCAGCUGAUCACCACUGUCCUCUGCUUGACUAUGGUUACAAAUGUUGUGGGAGGGAGAGGGCAUUUUGUGGAUGGAGUUAUAAGUUCAGCAGGGAAAGGACACUCUGAAAAAUCUUGUAUUUUCAUCCUUCACACUGCUGAAUUUCCUGUGAUCAUUCUGACCUUUGGAAGAAGCUGAAAUGAUGGAAUCUGUUAGGGAUGCAGCAUUGAGGGGAGGGGAUGCCCCCUUCCAAGUAAUUAGUCUGUUUUUUGUUGGCCAGAUGAAAUAGGAACAAGAACGUCCUGCUUAAAAAAUAGCUGCCUGUCACCUUGAGAAAAAGAGCAAAGUGCUGAAUGCAUCCAUUUACUAUAUGUGUAUCCAAGGAAUGGCUGGGACAGUUACUUCUUUAGCGCCAUGCACUGUUAGCUGGACAGGGAGUGAAUGCUGUUCUUUUCUGCCAGGGAACAGUCAGCCAGGGACUAAGGAAUGUAGGCAACCACCCAUAGACUAAUGGGGCUAGGUCCAUACACAGGACCUAAUGCAGAGAUAAUGGUGUGAGCUGGUAAUCUUCCAUGCCUCAUGCCCCAUUAAGUACCAAUGGUGACUCCAUCUCCAUCUCCUUUUUUUUUGUGUGUGUGUCAAACCCAGUGGCCUAUCAGUAUAUACAGGAUGAUGGCUAGUCAGCUGCCAUCACCAUCUUUUAAUACCUGGCCUAGCUUCUCACCACACAUUCCCACAUCCACAACAAUCUGAAAUAGGGCUGCUUAAUGAUGUAGAGAUUUGCCUUAUACUUACACUUAGUUGGAUCAUUGGUACCUUGCAGUGAUACUAGCUGUGGCUCUCCAGAAUCUCCAGGUCUUUGCAGCCUUACUGUGUGAUACGAGAACUUGCAGGGAUCAGAUCUGAGACUUUAUGCAUGCUACAACUUAGUUGUGGUCUCUCAACGUUGCUGGCUAGAGUUCCGACCAGAAACUAGUUUCAUUAAUGGUGGUAAGCAGGUAGGCAGUCCUAAUUCAAAAUGAGCAUUGUCCUCUGAUGUCCAGCUACCUAAAGGAAUGGCCAAUCUGAUUUAAGUGAUGGGGGAAAAAAUCCUCCACAACUUUGUAUUAAUGAAGAAUGAAUAGUACAUUGGAAGUGGAAAACAGAAGCAAGAAAAGCAGGAAGUAAACUUGGCUUGCACAUAGUGGGAUCCUGCAGCAAAUCUAGCAGUGCAUGGCUUCUAUUCAUUACUGUUUGUUUCUGUCAGGGCUCCUGCAGCUUUAAAAAAGGAAAUUCAGCUAUGGAAAAAGAUUGAGCUGCUGAAUUGCCUCUGUUAAAGACCAUAGAGCCAUGCCAGGAAAUAAAGUUGGCAAUCCAGUUACAAAGUGGCUGCUCUCUUCCCACUUUUGAGCUAGUCUCACCAUUUCAACUGAAAGUUUUUGAUGCAAAAUGUGGACUGUUGUUAAAAUUAGGUUAGGGUGGGGAGGCAAAUACUGUAGUUGCUUUUGAGGGUGGGGUAAGAAUUAAGUUAGAGUGAUACUUAUUCCAGAACAGAAAAAUAUUCUAUAGAAUGAGUUAAUCCAAAACAGUAGUAUGGAACUUACAAAAAGAUGUAAUAAUGCUAGGCAGGGCUCUGGGUACUUUAUGAUUUUACAAAAGCCAAAAUGUCAAGAAGCUCUUUUUUAAAUUUAAAAGUUUGAUUAAAGAAGUUUUAUUUAAAGCA